This is a messenger RNA of Salvelinus sp. IW2-2015, 4111 nucleotides long. RefSeq names its product ephrin type-A receptor 7-like. Gene Ontology annotation, molecular function: protein binding; transmembrane-ephrin receptor activity; ATP binding. The record is from RefSeq and is a predicted model, not a curated record. Gene Ontology annotation, biological process: ephrin receptor signaling pathway; protein phosphorylation; axon guidance. Gene Ontology annotation, cellular component: plasma membrane; dendrite. Lineage: Eukaryota; Metazoa; Chordata; Actinopteri; Salmoniformes; Salmonidae.
AUGUCUUCCAGACAGCAGGAGUGUUUUCCGUGCCCGGCCAAGAGUGUGGCGGAGGAGGAAGGCUCGGUGGUGUGUGUGUGUGAAGAGGACCACUUCAGGACCCCCCUGGACAACCCCUCGGCCCCCUGCACCCGCCCCCCCUCUCCUCCCAAAGACUUGGUCUACACCCUCAAGCAGUCCACCCUGAUCCUGGAGUGGGGCGCGCCAACGGACACGGGCGGCAGGGGGGACCUGACCUACAGCGUGGGCUGCCGCCGGUGCGUGGGGCUGCAGUGUGAGCCGUGCGGGGCCAGCGUGGGCUUCAUGCCCCAGCAGAGCGGGUUGACCGAACGCACGGUCACCGUGGUCAACCUCAUGGCCAACUCCAACUACACGUUGACGGUCGAGGCCCUCAACGGAGUGUCAGAGCUCCUGCCCAACAAGAGGUUCUACACACAGGUCAACGUGUCAACUAGCGUGCCAGCGCCCUCUCUGGUGAGUGAGUUGCAUGCAGAGAAGAUUGAGCAGCGCAGCCUCACCCUGGUGUGGCGGGAACCGAGCUACCCCAACAGCAGCCGCACCGAGUACGAGAUCAAGUACUACGAAAAGGAACAGAAGGACAAGAGCUACUCAACGGUCAAGACGGCCGCCACCCGCAUCAGCGUCAACAACCUCAAGGCCGGCACCACUUACGUCUUCCUCAUCCGCCCCUUCUCCACCCCGGCCCCCUCCUCCUCCCUCCUCUCCGCCUCGUCCUCCUCCUCUUCCUCCUCCCCCUCUCCCAUCGACUACGGAGGCUACAGCGCUCCCCUGGAGCUGCAGACUCUUGGUGAAUUGUUCCCUCCCUGCAGACAAUGUGGAUACAGCAAGGCCAGUCAAGAGGGAGACGAYGAGCUCUACUUCCAAUUUAAGAUCCCGACCCGGAGGACCUACAUAGACCCAGAGACGUGUGAGGAUCUGGUGCAGGCUGUCCUCACCUUUGCCAAAGAGCUCGACAACUCCAGCAUCAAGAUAGAGAGAAUUGUACACACAGGUGACUUUGGGGAGGUGUGCCGUGGCUGUCUCAAGCUGCCCAGUAAGCGGGAGCUUCCGGUGGCCAUCAAGACGCUGAGGGCCGGCUGCUCAGAGAAACAGAGGCGCUCCUUCCUCAGCGAGGCCGGGAUACUGGGACAGUUUGACCACUCCAACAUUGUCCGUCUGGAGGGGGUCAUCACCAGCGGUAACACCAUGAUGAUUGUGUUGGAGAGCAUGUCCAACGGGCCCCUGGACUCCUUCCUCAGGAAGCACGAGGGCCAGCUCUCCGUGCUCCAGUUGAUGGACAUGCUGGGGAGCGUGGCCUCUGGGAUGAAGUACCUGACAGAGAUGGGCUUCGUCCACCGCCGCCUGGCCGCCCACAAGGUACUGGUCAACGCCAGCCUGGGCUGCAAGGUGUCCGGCUUCAGACCCCUCCAAGAGGACAAGAUGGAGGCCAUCUACAGCGCAAUGCAUGCGGGGAAGAGUGUGGUGUUGUGGACAGCCCCAGAGGCCAUCCAGUACCACCGCUACAGCUCAGCGUCUGACGUCUGGAGCUUUGGCAUCGUCAUGUGGGAGGUCAUGUCCUACGGAGAGAGACCCUACUGGGACAUGGGCAACCAGGACGUGAUCAAAGCGAUAGAGGAUGGCUUCCGCCUGCCCGCCCCUAUGAACUGUCCACCUCAUCUCCACCAGCUGAUGUUGGACUGUUGGCAGAAGGAGCGGACCGAGAGACCCACCUUCAGCCAGAUCCACUCAGCUCUCAGCAAGAGCAUCCGCAGCCCCGACGGCAUCGGCUCCUCCACUCUGUCACGCAGAACCCUCCCUCAGCUAGGAACCCUCCCUCUGGGCUCCUCCAUCUCCCUGGCAGAGCGGACUCUUCCGUCGUUCCCCUCGUUUAACUCGGUAGGGGAGUGGUUGGAUGCGGUGGACAUGGGGCGCUACAAGGACAACUUCACCGCGGCAGGAUACUGCUACCUGGAGUCUGUGGCCCGUAUGACAGUCCAAGAUGUAUUGAGUCUAGGCAUCACCUCUCUGGAGCACCAGAAACAGAUCCUGUCUGCCAUCCAGACCCUUAGAGCCCAGGUCAUCCAGAUGCACGGCAGAGGGGUGCAGGUCUGACACACACACACACACACAUACACACACGUGCAGACGGACGGACGGACGGAUGGAUAGAAGGAUUUUCACAGAGGAGAGACUCGUCUCAUCCAGAUGGACAACAAUGAAGUGGAUAGAGAGAUCGGCAGAGAUAUCGCCACACUGCACCCACUCACUCUUCCUCCUCUUCCUCCUCCUCCCUCUCUCUAAGUCCUUGGGAGCGAGGCAUCUCCCAGUCAUGUGAUCAACGUACUUUGUCGAAAGUCGUAUGACUUUUGUCUGCACGCUGACCCAAAUUGACUAGAUGUCCACUCUGACAACUGGCCCUGGAUCAGUCGUUAAAGAGACUUAAAACUACCCUGAUAGAGAAGUACUGUCCAUCUAAAAUGUCUGCCACUGCUCUCAAAAUGUGGGGUAAUAACAUUUCCUUGAUGGAGAAGAACUGUCCCCUCAAGCAGAGUGAUACUCUACUGAACCACUUGUCUCAGAACUGAGGUUAAAACCACCCUAGUUGAGAAGUAUUGUCCAUUACAGGGCUGCCCCUCUACCACUGGUCUCAGAACAGUGGGAUAAGGCACUAAUGGCAAAAGUUCUGUCUGUCGAACAGGGCUGAAAUUGUAAAACUGGUCUCAGUUCAAUGGUUAAAACAUUACUGUUCCGGCCGCUGAAGUGCGAUCAAGUGACUGGUUCCCACAGUGUGGGCGGAGCCCAGGCCGUGUCAAGUCGUACGUAGCCCGACCAAUCACGAGGCUGGAAAACCUUCAGGAGGAAACUACUGAUUAAAAAAAUGAAACUAGAAAACUGUAAAUCGAAACAAAGGAUUUCCGUGUGUUUGAUUGUUCAUUUCGAUUUCGUCUGUUACACAAUUUCUCUUUUUUUAACGUUUUUCCGUUAACCGUCUCUGCUCUGCUCUCCCUGUGUUUUCUCAGUGUGUGGAACGGCUAAUGUCCCUUAGCCGGGAUGUCAGUGGUAUCAUGUAGCGUCUCGCUAAUAUAUUUCUCCUGUCUAAAAAGCAUUUUCACUACAUGGGUAUAUUGCACUGUUAAGAAUAAAGGUCAAGUCUCAAGCUGACGUAUCGAAUAUUUAUUCAUAUUUAUAUGCGUUUCCAGUUUACAGACUCUCACACAACCUGACGGGAAGAGGUCACGAGGGUCAUACUUGAUUUUUUUUAAAUGACUAAAUAAUUUGUGUAAUUUUGUGUUUAAGGAUGCUGCAAAGCACAUGUCCUUUGGUGUCAAGCAUAUCCCUUCCUAGCCGGUCUGUUUGUUUUGAUUACAGUGUGUAUCAUAAAGUUUUCUUUUUUUAUAUAGUUAGAGGGAUUCUGUUACUGAAUAAAGGUGUUCUGUACCGAAGAAGAUAUUAUGAAGAGGACUUCCACUGUAGUAUGUUGACUGUUUUCUUCUCAAAGACACAAUCACCAAAUCUACAGUAGUUGAUAUAGGACUUCUACAUUUUGAGUCCAGUGUCGCUGGAUGUAUGGUAUCGAUGUGUUGCAUUAUAUAUGCAGUAUUGCAGUAUUUCAGAAUGUCGUAGAGUGAUCAUUUAUGGGUUUUUUCCGGGGCCAGCGAUUCAAGCUGUCAUGCAUAGGGCCCUGUGUUUUGGUUAAUCAUGUCACAUGACCUGGAUUUGAACCUUUUUGUUUAAAGCUUUUUUAUCAAACUGUCCCKCCUUUCUUUUUAUGUCAGAUGGUCCAAGCACCAUCCUCAGACAAUUGCUUACAUUUUUGGUCWAAUUCAAAUUUCUGGAAAAAAAUGCUUCAAAUCAAGGUUAAGUGGUUGACCAAAACACAGGGCCCUAGCUAUACAUCAUGGUUGCACACUUAACAUAUUAUAAAUGUUCCUACAAAUCCCACAACCCCCCACGGUGCAGUCACAAGCCACUCCCAUUUGUCAGUAUUAUGUAUUUUUUUAAACAGUUAACAUUUAAUCGUAGGUAACAUGUUUUGAGGCAUUUUUUAUUUAUCUCAUACUCUUGUAGCUCGCUACAGUGCAUUCGGAAAGUAUUCAGAUCCCUCCACGUU